Molecule: messenger RNA, 1284 nt
Organism: Poecilia latipinna (sailfin molly)
Lineage: Eukaryota; Metazoa; Chordata; Actinopteri; Cyprinodontiformes; Poeciliidae
Gene: saxo6
Product: Mdm1 nuclear protein
Exons: 7
Biological process (GO): negative regulation of centriole replication
Molecular function (GO): microtubule binding
Source: RefSeq, a predicted model, not a curated record
UUUCAGGAGUUUCACCUGUUUGUCCAGGUGAAGGAGCGCAGGCAGCAGGCCCAGGCGUACCGACGCAGAGCCUGGGGAACCAACUUCUCCAGGGACCAUCUGAGCCAGCUGCUGUCCGAACACAACGCGCUGUGGGAGCCCGCCGACUCCCACUCCGACCCCUCCACCCCGCUGCCCAACCGUGACCUUUCACCUGAGCCGGACAGCCGCAGAGCUUCCUGUGUAGAAGCCCUGGACCUGGCCAGUAUGUCCAGCAGGAGGUCGUCAGUCAGCGGAGGAAAAACUCAGAGGAGCGCUGGGAGGGAAACGCCUCCAGGACCCGGAGCUGAGUGCCACACAGCCUGGGCAGAAGAAGAAGAAGAGACGGAGGAAGAGGAGGGAAGGUUACCGACUCCCAGACUGAGAACGAGGCCGGUGCAGAGGACCCACCACGACCUGACCACACCUGCCACAGGGGGAGCUAUACUUGUUGGAAAAUCGACCAACAGGGAUGAUUCUUCUCCUAUCAAACAAAAACAGAAAUUCGCUUCAACAGAGUUUGGGUCAGAGGUCGGCGUCAACAAGCCGGUCAAACUGAAGGAGGCGUGGCCAGAGAACAGCCCCGUGUCUUUAAGCCCCCCUCCUACCAACCAGCAGACGCCCAGCCCUCAGCCUCAACCAAUCAGGACGAAGCAGGCGCCUCCUUCCCCAGCAGCCCCGCCCCCUCUGGGCUCGCCGCCGCAGCAUGGGAUCCAGGGAACGCUGAGACAUCCGGACUUCCAGCACAACGGUGAUUUGGGCUUGAGGUUCAGGGAGCUGCCAUGUUCCAGAGGAGGCUGCGGUUCUGAUGAAGACGACCGGCUGUCAGUGAUGUCAUGGCGCUCGGCGGCUUCGUGCUCGGCGGCGUCCGCCGUCCUGGAGCGCGCUCAGAAGAGACGGGAAGACUUCUGGGGAAAGAGAUGACGUCGAAAACUCAAACGCUGUAGACAUUAGAGAUCUUUAUUUUUGUAGCAAAUGUAAAUUAUUUUUAACAGAAUAGUUUUUAUCUUACAAGUUUCUAAGCAGAAGACAGCAGGACUUCUCUUGCUUGUGGCUGUUUUUACACCCAGGUGUUGAGUUUGUGUGAAGCUGCUUCCCGUCUUGGUGCGACUCGGUUGCAGGAACCGGACCAAAGCAAACUGGGGCGGUUUGUAGUGAGAAUGUGAUCCAGAGUUUGGUAGGAACUACGCUGCAAAAGCACAAAACAUUACCGAGUAGUUUCAGUCUAGUUUCUACUGCAAAUAUCUGAGCACACUCUGUUUAGAA